AUGCAAUUGAUCGAUUGUCACACAUCAUUUAUAAAUGAAUACUGUAAUGAUUAUAAGCCGCCUUUAAAAUCAGUUGUAUUAACAAAUUCAAUUGAAACAUUUAAACAGCAACCAUAUAUCACUGAUGAUUCAAGAAAAAUUAUUAUUGAUUUCACUUUAUUUGUACAUCAUAAAUUAGAUUUAUCACGUUCGACAUUAUUCCAAGCAUUUUCAAUCAUAGAUCAUUAUACAUGUAACUAUAUCAUUUACCCAUCACAAUUACAAUUAUUAGCAUUAACAUCAUUAUGGAUCUCAUCAAAAUUUUGGGAUGUGAAAAAUAAAUGUAUUAGAAUGAAACAUUUGCUACAAUUAUGUUCCAAAUUAUACGAUUCUAGUGAAUUUAUUGAUAUGGAACGCCAAUUGUUGAAGAGUUUUAAUUGGGAUAUAAGAUCUUUACCAACCAUGAAUGAAAUAAUCAAUCAAUUAUUAUUUGAAUUAUCAUUACCAAUUGAAAAUCAUGAAUUAUUACAAGAAGGUUCAAUGAUGAUUGCUGAAUGGUCUUAUUUAAAUAUAGAUUUAACAUAUUCAUAUUCAACCUUAGAGAUUGCUAAAGGUUGUGUUCAUCUAAUGCUGUUGAUUACAAACGCCGAAAAUAUUGGCGAUAAAUACCCUUGCAUCGACGCUAAAAUAUUAUGCAUUUCAUUAAAGCUACUAGAAGUGGUAAAUGAUGAAAACAUUAGUUAUUCAAACUUACAGAUUGCAUACCCAAACUUUUAUAAUUUCAUUGAAGUUUUCCAAAAUAAUUAUUAUUUGCUACAAGAUAUUAUUCUUGACGAAAUCAACUACGUCACAAUUGUAGGUAAUGAUAACAAUACGUCAUUUUAUCAAUCAUCAAAAGACGAACCUAUUGGGGAUAGCGCAUAUCGUGCUAAAUCGAACGAAGGUGAAGAUUAUUUUUCACAAAAUGCCAUUGAUCAAGAUAAACAGUUUACAUUAAGAGCACAGGUGCUCAAAGACAACAGAUUCAAAAUAACAAAUAGAAAUUAUGUACCAUUAACACCAUGUACACCUAAAAAUCUAAUGAUGAAGGGUACAUUUGCAUGA
Messenger RNA from Vanderwaltozyma polyspora DSM 70294, 1083 nucleotides. RefSeq lists its product as uncharacterized. The record is from RefSeq and is a predicted model, not a curated record. Lineage: Eukaryota; Fungi; Ascomycota; Saccharomycetes; Saccharomycetales; Saccharomycetaceae. The transcript has a single exon. Bases 1 to 1083 code for a protein of 360 amino acids. Gene Ontology annotation, biological process: regulation of cyclin-dependent protein serine/threonine kinase activity; mitotic cell cycle phase transition. Gene Ontology annotation, cellular component: nucleus; cytoplasm; centrosome. Gene Ontology annotation, molecular function: cyclin-dependent protein serine/threonine kinase regulator activity.